Messenger RNA from Cryptococcus deneoformans JEC21, 1789 nucleotides. Its product is annotated as Type 2C Protein Phosphatase, putative. Bases 17 to 1711 code for a protein of 564 amino acids. NCBI's taxonomy places the organism in Eukaryota, Fungi, Basidiomycota, Tremellomycetes, Tremellales, Cryptococcaceae. The transcript has 6 exons. Gene Ontology annotation, molecular function: protein serine/threonine phosphatase activity. Gene Ontology annotation, biological process: protein dephosphorylation. The record is from RefSeq and is a predicted model, not a curated record.
CUUGUACACAUCCCGCAUGCUGUCCCCGCACCACGCCCGCCCGUACAGCACACCGUCCGCACGCCCGCCGAGCGUCAAGACGACAGCGUUCGUCUCCAUCGCAUUGCUGACGUCUGCCUACCUGCUCUACCGCCACGAGUCCGAGUCGGCACCGGGAAAGCAUGCGGUUUCCCCGUCGUCUCUCCUCUCCGGCGGCAAGCCCACUUUCCAGCUCUCGAUCCGGAGCGGCCGGGGCGGCGUGCAGACGUACGAGUUUGAGCGCAAGCCGGACGACCAGGUCGAGCGCGAACUGCGGGCACAUGAAGUCUCGCGGAGAAUCGACCGGAAGGGCAACCCGGUGGUGAGGUGGGAUAACAAUUGGCUAGGAUCGAACGAGCCAUGUGAAGAUCGCUGGGCGACGGAUCUUGUUCGCAGGGAUGGAGCAGCUGGGGGGGCGGUGGGGAAAGCUGUCAAUUUUUGGACGAGGUGGUACAGGGGCGACUCGAUACCCUCCGAGUCGGCGCCUGCAGAAGAGGACGAGGCGGCACGAGGUAAACACGAUUUGAUGCUCUUUUCAAUCAUGGACGGUCAUGCGGGCGAUGCAACCUCUCGCCUACUGCAAAAGUCGCUUCAUCCGACGAUUAGCAUGGCUCUUGCCGGCCUGCAGCGGGGGAAUGUGCCUCCUCGUCAUAACGUGUGGGAGCGGUGGGCGGGCUACCUGAAUCCGUGGUAUUGGCUGGGUACGGACACGGUCUGGACGCCAGAGAACGUCUCCAAGACUAUCCAGAAUGCAUUUGUGCAAUUGGACGACAACAUUUGCCAAACUCCGCUCAAGCUCCUGCCCACCCUCUCAUCCCCAUCGACCUCGUCGCCCACUCCCCGCGAGACGCUGGUAGCCCUCGCUCAACCAGCCGCUGCCGGCGCCUGUGCGAUCAGCACACUGGUUGAUUCGGAAAACGACGAUCUCUACGUAGCAGUGACCGGCGACUGUCGUGCCGUUGCUGGAUGGGAGGGAGAGGAUGGGAAAUGGCGAUGUGAUGUUUUGAGUGAGGAUCAGAUGGGCGAUAACCCUAAAGAGAUUGAGAGGAUGAGAAGCGAGCACCCGGCGUCAGAGAGGGAUACAGUCAUCCGGAAUGGCCGUGUCCAAGGCGGUCUCCAGCCGACUCGCGCCUUUGGUGAUGCCGUUUACAAGUGGACGAAUGCCCAGGCUGCCCAGAUCGCAGACGCUUUCCGGGCACAAGGUGAAAGACCGCGUCCAGGCCGACCUUGGAACUAUACGCCUCCCUAUGUGACUGCCCGGCCUGAAGUGACGUAUCGCAAACUGAAUGCGCACACUGGCGAGAAACUGCGAUUCAUCGUGCUUGCUACCGACGGAUUAUGGGACAGGAUAACGUCUGAAGAAUCCACGCUUCUUCUCGCCUCCUACCUCUCCCACCCUUCCCACGCGCCGCUUCCUAAAUCAGCCCUCCCUAGGCGUUUCCCUCUCGCCCCGCCGCCACCGCGAGAAAAACGUCCAUACCCCGCACAAGACCUCCCUGCGCCGACGGGCGAGGCGGCAAGUGAUACGUGGGUGUACGAAGGCGACGCGAAUGCGGCGACGCAUUUGAUCAGGAACAGUUUGGCGGGAGGCGAUGUCAAGACGAGAGCCGAGUUGGUCAGCCUUGGCGGCAAGGUUUCGAGGUGGAUGCGAGACGAUAUCACCGUGACGGUGGUUUUCUUUGGUGACAGCUAGACAGUGGAAGUAUUCAUAGCAGCAUGGACAUGAUUGUGGUGUAUGCAUGCGUGCGAGGUGUAGAAUAGUUAAAUAAGA